UUCCAUUUGCAUGGAGGCUAAUGAGAAAAGCAAAAAGUUUAGGGCCUUCAGAAAAGAAGCGGCGUAGAGAAGAUCUGUGAGAUUCAGUGUGUGUGUGUGUGUGUGGGGUAAGCAAUGGGAGCCGAAAUGACUGUGGUGGAAGGCGAUGCUAUUGCUCCCUUUAUUCUUGGUCUCCAGCCAUCUGCUCUCGUCGACAACGUCGCUCGCGUUGAUUCCUCCUUCCUCGAUCGUAUUCCCGGCGAACGCGGUGGCUCCGUUCCCGUUGCAAUUGAAGAACUCGAAUAUAUACUGAGGGAGGUUAAAUCUAAUUCCGAUGAUGGUCAUUCUCAUUCUCCCAUGAAGACCUUGGCUGGUGGUAGUGUUGCUAAUACAAUUAGAGGACUAAGUAGUUGUUUUGGAAUUUCUAGUGGAGUUAUUGGGGCUUAUGGGGAUGAUGAGCAAGGCCAGCUAUUUGUCAAUAACAUGACCUUCAAUGCUGUCAACCUCUCAAGACUCCGUAAGAAGAAAGGACACACUGCACAGCAGUGUGUAUGCUUGGUUGAUGCCUUGGGUAACCGUACAAUGCGACCCUGUCUCUCAAAUGCUGUCAAAGUUCAGGCAGAAGAAUUGAAGAUUGAGGAUUUCAAGGGCUCCAAGUGGUUGGUGUUGAGAUAUGCAAUACUCAAUUUGGAAGUUAUUCAAGCAGCCAUUUGUUUAGCCAAACAGGAAGGCCUUCUUGUUUCUUUGGAUUUGGCCAGUUUUGAGAUGGUCAGGAAUUCCAAACUACCACUUCUGAAGUUACUGGAGUCUGGGAACAUAGACCUCUGCUUUGCCAAUGAGGAUGAGGCAGCUGAACUCCUAAGGGGAGAACAGAAAGCUGAUCCGAUAGCUGCAGUAGAAUUUCUUGCCAAAUACUGCCAAUGGGCUGUGGUAACAUUGGGCCCUAAUGGAUGCAUUGCUAAACAUGGGAAGGAGAUGAUACACGUCCCGGCCAUAGGGGAAUCAAAGGCAACUGAUGCUACAGGAGCAGGGGACCUUUUCGCAAGUGGAUUUUUGUAUGGAGUGAUCAAGGGUUUGUCACUAGAAGAAUGCUGCAAAGUAGGCUCAUGCAGUGGUGGAUCUGUUAUCCGCUCUCUUGGUGGUGAGGUGACAUUAGAGAAUUUGCAAUGGAUGUACAAGCAGAUGCAGAUAAAGGGUCUUCCCACGCCUGAUGAUUAUGCAAAUGAAUAGUAGCAAAUGUUGCUCCAUUUCUUCGUGUUUCCUUCUUCCUUUUUUCAACUCUUUCUUUUUUCGCUUUCUUUUUUUCUUUUUCAAUUUGCUGUUUAUUAUUCAACUCUUACUGUCAAUUCAAAUGACAGCUAUAAUUACAAUUUAUGGCUGGUUUGAUUAAUGCAUGGAAGACUAUAUAUUUUUCACGGAAAGAUUUGAUUUGAGCUUGAGGCAAGUAUGAACU
This is a messenger RNA of Gastrolobium bilobum, 1432 nucleotides long. RefSeq lists its product as uncharacterized. Lineage: Eukaryota; Viridiplantae; Streptophyta; Magnoliopsida; Fabales; Fabaceae. The record is from RefSeq and is a predicted model, not a curated record. The coding region runs from base 115 to 1209 and encodes 364 amino acids. The transcript has 8 exons.